This is a messenger RNA of Cyclopterus lumpus (lumpfish), 702 nucleotides long. RefSeq names its product BarH-like homeobox 1a (gene barhl1a). Gene Ontology annotation, molecular function: RNA polymerase II cis-regulatory region sequence-specific DNA binding; DNA-binding transcription factor activity, RNA polymerase II-specific. Gene Ontology annotation, cellular component: nucleus. Gene Ontology annotation, biological process: cell differentiation; regulation of transcription by RNA polymerase II. Lineage: Eukaryota; Metazoa; Chordata; Actinopteri; Perciformes; Cyclopteridae. The record is from RefSeq and is a predicted model, not a curated record. The transcript has 3 exons. Bases 1 to 702 code for a protein of 233 amino acids.
AUGGACUCUGUGCUCUCCCUCGGACCCCCGGAGCUCCGCCCGGGCGGCCCGGCACAUCCUUCCCCGCGGAGAGAGCCUGAUCCCCGGCUGCGGUCCGCGCUGCCGCCCGGUCUCCUCCAGCCGCGCGCUGCCGGCUCCUCUUUCCUCAUCCGGGACAUCUUAGCGGACUGCCUGCCCUACUCGGACCCGAAUCUGGUCUACUCGGACCCGGGUCAGCCUGAGCUGGAAGCCGAGUCGUUCCCUUCCGGACCGGAAGAAGACUUUCAGGAUAAAAGUGUGAGCGGCUCUGACAGCGAAACCAGAGUGGGCGGGGCUUCAGACCCGGGGAUAGAACGUCUGAAGAAACCUCGUAAAGCUCGGACUGCGUUCAGCGACCAGCAGCUGUCGAGGCUCGAGAGAAGCUUCCAGAAACAGAAGUACCUGAGUGUCCAGGACCGCAUGGAGCUGGCUGCUUCACUGCAGCUUAGCGACACCCAGGUCAAGACCUGGUACCAGAACCGGCGAACGAAGUGGAAGCGUCAGUCAGCUGUUGGUUUGGAGCUGCUGGCUGAAGCCGGCAGGAUGUUCCUGCCCACCCACUUCCUGUACCCUCCUGCCGCGCCAACACCGGACCUCUACCUGUACCGAAGCCCCGCCUCCCGCCACCCGGUCCCGUCCCUGCUGCCUCGAGUCCUGACCCACACCGGACCACAGCCCCACUGA